Messenger RNA from Anguilla anguilla (European eel), 7566 nucleotides. It is a transcript of the gene arhgef10, whose product is annotated as Rho guanine nucleotide exchange factor (GEF) 10. Gene Ontology annotation, molecular function: guanyl-nucleotide exchange factor activity; protein binding. The record is from RefSeq and is a predicted model, not a curated record. Gene Ontology annotation, cellular component: centrosome. Lineage: Eukaryota; Metazoa; Chordata; Actinopteri; Anguilliformes; Anguillidae. Gene Ontology annotation, biological process: positive regulation of stress fiber assembly; mitotic spindle assembly; actin cytoskeleton organization. The coding region runs from base 248 to 4516 and encodes 1422 amino acids. The transcript has 30 exons.
AGUCUGUAUUGCCUCGCCAAAUGGCUCGGGAGUCGAGAACUGGGCUAGGAAAACGGGAAAGUGAAGAGUCGAUUGAUGGCAGAGUUGUAUGGACAUAGUACGCGAUUGUGAGGAAUUUACAGAAGAAUCCGUGGGUAUUAGGAUUAACUAUCAUACAUUCAGUGCCUUGAAUAUGGAGCGUGCAUGAGGCCAGUGGAUUUUUUCGCCAGCUGCUGAGCGGGUCCUCUCCAGGCAGUGAACUCUCAGCAUGGACUUGAACGAGUUUCCUCCCCCACCACCUCCCGAAAUGUUUAUUGAGCAUUCCCCGUUCCCCGAGGAAGAGGAGGGGGAGCAGUUUGACUUUGACGACAGCGGAGACGAGGUUCCCGAAGCGGACAGGCCGCCGCCCGCCCCCCCUGCCGCUGACUACGGGCCCCCGAGCGACGUCGAAGGCGGGGUACCCUCCGGAGAGGGCAUGCCUGAACCCACGGAGGGGCAGGCCCCAGGUUCAGUGAACGGCGAAGGUGGGGCCCCCCUGGGAACUGAGGGAGAUUUGCCCCCACCUGUAGGAGGUGCUGUUAGUUCUAGCGCGGACGGCGCCCAAUCGGAACCCGAGCAAGAUUUGCCACCGCCUCCAGAGGGCGCUGUGGACUCUGUCAUGGAUGGUGCCCUCGCAGAGGAGGAAGGCGCCGGCGAGGACGCCGUUCGCCCGGCGGCCGCACAGGGAAAGGCGAGCCCGUACUCGGUGAUCGACAUCGGCCCCCUCCAGCACCAGCAGCCGCCGCCGCCGCCGCCGCCGCCUCCCCCUCCCUCCUCCUCCUCCCCGGAGCCCGAGCCCGGCGCCCCGGACGAGACGGCCGCCCCCCUGGGCUACUCUGUCCCCAUGGCCUGCGGGUACGCCGUCCCCUCCAACGUUCCCGCCAUCCCGCCGGCCUACACCACCCCCGUCAUCAUCCGCCACCUCUCCGUGGACGAGGACGUGACUGUGGUCAGGACGUGCGGCACUUCAGUGGACAGUGAAGAAUAUCCGGUCAUUAGAGAAGAAGAUGCACUGUCCAGAUGGGUGUCCGAUCCUGCAAACACGGCCUGGAUGGACAAUCCAGACGAGGUUAUUUAUGAUGACGUCCCCAGAGAGAAUUCGGAUUCCACUACAGAUCCUGAGGAGAUGAUCUACGAUGACGUGGAGCUGGGGGAGGAGGGGGGCAGCAGUUCCCUGGACAACGGCUGGAGCUCCAGCGAGUUCGAGAGCUACGACGAGCACAGCGACGGGGAGGGCCGCAACGGGCUCCCCGACGCCUUCAUGAGGGGGAGGACCCCCCGCAGCAAGACCCACCUCUCGCAAGAUCUGACGCGGUUGAAAGAACACUAUGAGAAAAAGAUGAAAGAUCUCGUGGCGAACACGGUGGGGACUGUAGAGCUGCAGCAGAUAAGGCAGAAACAGGAACAGAAGAUGCAGAAACUGGUGAAGGCGGCGAAAGAAGGGACCAAAGACGGCCUAGAGAAGACCAAAGCUGCAGUGAAAAAGGGAAGGUCGUUCAUAAAAACCAAAUCCUUCUGCCAAGAGCGGAAGUCGUCCUGCUUGGAGGAGGAAGGGGACCUCUUCAUCGAGGUGGAGUGUUUCAACGUGGAGCCCGAGCUCAGCCCCAUGCCAGAGGGACUCUCUCAACAGCAGGUGGUGAGGAGGUACAUACUGCAGUCGAUACUGGAAAGCGAAAAGAACUAUCUGGAUGCACUGAAGCGCAUACUAGAGCACUAUGAGAGGCCCCUGUCGGAGAUGGACCCCCGCCUCCUGAGCGAGCGGAAGCUGAAGAUGACGUUCUACCGCGUGCGGGAGAUCCUGCAGUGCCACGCCCUGUUCCAGAUCGCCCUGGCCAGCCGCGUGGCCGAGUGGGACGCCUCCGAGAUGAUCGGCGACGUCUUCGUGGCUUCGUUCUCCAAAUCCAUGGUGUUGGACGCCUACAGCGAGUACGUGAACAACUUCAGCACGGCUAUGGGGGUGCUGAAGAAGACGUGCGCCUCCAAACCGGCGUUCGUGGAAUUCCUCAAACACUGCCAGGACAGCAGCGGCGACCGCGUGACCCUCUACGGGUUAAUGAUGAAGCCCAUCCAGCGAUUCCCACAAUUCAUCCUGCUCCUGCAGGACAUGCUGAAGAACACGCCCGUCGGCCACGCCGACAGACUGCCGCUCCAGAUGGCGCUGACCGAGCUGGAGACGCUGGCCGAGAAGCUGAACGAGAAGAAGAGGGAGGCCGACCAGCGCUGCGAAGUCAAGCACAUCGCCAAGGCCAUAAACGAGCGCUACCUCAACAAGCUCCUGAGCAGUGACAGCCGGUACCUCAUCCGGUCGGACGACAUGGUGGAGACCGUGUACAACGACCGCGGGGAGAUGGUCAAGACCAAGGAGCGGCGUGUCUUCCUGCUCAACGACGUGCUGAUGUGCGCCACGGCUAACGUUCGGGGCAGCCAGGACAGCGGCGGCGGGGGCAGCGGCGGGGGUGCGUCCCUGGGGCAGAAGCUGCUGCUGAAGUGGAGCGUGCCCCUCAGCCUGGUGGACGUGGUGGAGUUCGGCUCCAGCGAGGAGGCCGGCGACGGCGGCCGCUUCGCCGCGCCGCACUCCGGGGAGAACGUGGUCAUCAACGCCAGGCCAAACAAGCUGUACGUGGGUCCAGGCCAGCUGUACCAGGACCUGCAGAACCUCAUCCACGACCUCGGACUGGUAAAGCAUAUCUCCAGCAUGAUUGGCAGCCUGAAAGGAAACUACCAGAAUGUGAACUCGGCUGUGGCCCAGGACUGGGUGUCGGGCCUCCAGAGACUCAUCCUGAAGAAGGAGGAGGAAAUCCGGGCCGCCGAUCGCUGCAGGAUCCAGCUGCAGCUGCCAGGGAAGCAUGACAAGUCCGGGCGGCCGACGCACUUCACCGCCGUGUUCAACACCUUCACGCCGGCCGUCAAGCAGUCGUGGAUCAGCAGCUUUCAGAUGGCCAAGCUGGCCUUGGAGGAGGACAACCUGCAGGGCUGGUUCUUUGCCGAGGACGAUGGGAAUCAGAUGAAGAAACGCAAACACCCCCUCCUCCUGAGGCAGAUGCCUGUGGUCAUGUCCAAGCUGCAGGAGUUCAAGGUGGAGUGUGCGGUUCACAACCCCGAGCCCCUGUACAACACCGAGAGCACGGCGGACACGCCCGUCCUCGGAUACGGCUGCGUGUGGGUGGCCAGCUGCACCAAUCAGAUGGGCCAGAUCUCGGUGGUCAGCCUGCAGAGCCCCGCCCCCAAGGUGACCGAGUGCUUCAACGUGGAGUCGCGCAUCCUGUGCAUGGUCCACGUGCCCCCUGAGCACGUGCAGGAGGCGGAGGGAAGCGAGGCACCCGAAAACAACGUCGGCCCCGGGAGGGGAACCGACAGUCCCACGGUCUGCCUGGGCAUGGAGGAGGGGAGCAUUUCGGUGUACAAGAGCAGCCAGCGCUCCAAGAAAAUCCGCCUCCAGCACUUCUUCACGCCGGACAAGUCCACGGUCAUGAGCCUGGUGUACACGGCACAGUGUUUAUACGCCGGCCUGGUGAGCGGCUCGGUCGCCAUCUUCUCCAGGUCGCCAGAUGGUUCCUGGAGCUCUGACUCUCCUAAGGUGGUGAAGCUUGGGGUGCUGCCGGUGAAGAGCAUGCUUGCUGUGGAGGACCACGUUUGGGCUUCGUCUGGUGGCCAAGUCUUCAUCAUCUGCACCAAGACGCAUGUCAUCGAGAGGCAGUUGGAGGCCCACCAGGAGGAGGGCAUGGUGGUGUCCCACAUGGUGGUGGCAGGGGUGGGAAUCUGGAUCGCCUUCAGCUCGCGAUCCACCCUGCGCCUCUUCCACACAGAGACGCUGGAGCACCUGCAGGACAUCAACAUCGCCACACCUGUGCACCACAUGCUGUCAGGGCAACAGAGGGUCUCUGUGAGCAGUCUGCUGGUGUGUCAUGGCCUGCUGCUGGUGGGGACCAACCUCGGGGUCACAGUGGCCCUGUCGGUCCCCCGACUCCAGGGCAUCCCCAAAGUCACAGGCCGUGGCAUGGUGUCCUUCCAUGCUCACAACGGGCCAGUGAAGUUCCUCACCAUGGCAGCAGCCGUGUGUAACCGUCCCCCGGGGGACCCACCCAGCACGCCCGCCACCGCCUCUGCCACCGCCAUCGCUGCUGACCCCCCCGCCGCCCCCGAACCCUCGGACCCGACCCCGACCCCGACCCCGACCCCGGCGCCCAGGGAGCGGGGCGUGUGGCUGGGCGAGUCGGGCGGCUGCCAGGCCUCGCUCUCCUCCUCCUGCGGCUCGCUCGUGCCUUCCCAGGGCUCCCUGGAGCACGGGCCGGAGGACGGCGCCAUCUACGACCUGCUCAACGACCCCGCCCACUCGCACUGGGGCCGCCGGGCCGCCGAGCGGGUGACCGCCGGCUCCGCGCUGGCCGUGUCGGGGGGCGCCGGCCACCGCCGCGUCAACCGCAAGACCAAGCAGUCCCGCCAGGAGGAGGCGGCCGCCACCGUCAUGGUGUGGCAGAUCCCCCUGCUCAACCUGUGAGAGAGCGGGAGAGGGAGGGAGGCCGCCGCCCCACGGCGGUGAGAGUGACAGUGCAGCUCUCUGGCCGGGAAGCGUGGGAGGACGAGGAGGUGUCGCCGUUUCCUACUCGAAGUCCGCAGCGCUCGCCGACACCCACGGACGCUCGCUUGCCUGAACCAGUAAAAUUGCAGGCCCCCCAGGAAACCUCACCGUGCUUCGCCACGAGACGAAACCUUCGCCGUGUUACAGGAACUAGCGGACGAAACAAUAAAACGAGUGUUGCGGAACGUGCUAGGAGUCCCGCGUAAUCGCUGAACAUUGCCAUUGGAAUGUUCAAUGUAGUUGCCUAGCAGCAAAGGGACACGACCCCGCAUGCGGUGGCAUCAACAAUGUUAUAAUAAACAGGGCCAAUGUGUUUGAGGGAACAGUUAAUUAAAUAUAACCACUCUAUCUCGGCAUCUUUCGGACAGAAAAGUGUUGCACAUUCUUACAGCCGAUUGUAAAACUUCCACUCCUUUUUUUUCUAAGGUUUAAUUGGGCAAUGAGCCUCUUAACUCCCAAUUAAAUCGCUACUAAUGUCACUCCUUUUCCUAACAAAUGCAAAUAAGUAUUCCAUAUGCAUUGAGCAUACUUGACAAUGUUUUAAGAUUAAGAUUAAGUUUUUGCAGGUUAUUUGAACCAGAGGGUUUGAUGUUUUUUGAGCUGGACAUGCAGACUGAUGUAUAAAUGGUAUGGGGCUCCUUUUGCGCAGCGAUGCACCACGUGGUUUGUAUCGAAAGCUGACUACGCCAGCAACGACUGUUACGGGGGGGGGGGGGGGGCACGACACAUAAUUGAGCGUAACGUCACCCAGGGAGAGAACGGUAUUUCUUACCUCGUCACUCAAUAGCGACCCCUCUGGUCAGUUUGGUGUCUGCGGAAUGCUUGCGCCAGCUGCUUAAUGUAGCCCUCGGGCUGAGGUGUUGGACCGCUGGCUAAUUCGUGCUCUUUCUCAAAUCGAUGGCGGAUGUCGGCAGUGAAAUCGGCCGUUCCGAAGUGCAGGAGGGAAAAAUGGGGAACAAAGUGAAUGAAAUAACAAAUAAAAUGGAAUUGCGCAUCCAGCUUUAUCAGUAUUACUCAGCAGAAUCACCUGGAGCUAAGCGCACCCUUGUGUCUUAUUUGGCCAGUGACUAAAGCAGGUGGGGCUUCAGACUUCCUGUCUUAGAGUCCAAGAUGCAGAAGGGAUCAUGUUGCAUGAAGAGAGUUACCUUAAUCAGCAUUCAUCUAUAAAAAAGUAUACCAGUAACACUUUUUGAAAGGUCCUACAUUUGAGUGGCAUAAAGCCUGAAAUAACACCUUCCUAACAACUUCAUAAGCAUUCAUAAACACUUGUGCAGAUGACAGACAUGCACAUGUAAUUGGUUAUUAUGUGUCCCUUUCACAGAGGGGAGAUUACUAUUGUAAUUUUAUUUAUUGCGUUAUUAUAAUGUAAUUUAAACUUUGGAUGACACAGCGAGGCAGUCUAUAUCGUUAGCAAAUGUUACAGUACAAAGAUGUUAUGUAGCUCAUGCGAAAGCCUCUUGUUGCACAUUUGUAUGACCCAUCAUAUAAAGUGUUUUCUGUACGCUUCUGUUGCAAUUCCUGUGAAGGAGAGUGCUCAUCUUAUUAUAGAUCAACUGCAUAAUUAUAAGUAAGGCUAGUUCAAUAUAUCACAUGCUAGUUCACAAGCUAGUUUUUUCUUCAUGGUCUUAUAUGCCGUAACAGUAACCACUGACUGCCAACAUUGGGAGUGAUGCAUGAUGGGAAAAUUCUGGCUGGCCAGAUGUCUUAUUUAUCUUAAAGCUAGUCUUUGUGUGCUGUUUGCAUCUCAGUUAAAUAAUGUCAGCAUCAAUAAUUAUUUUCCACUUGAUAAGAGUGAUUCAAAAUUUACCCAACAACUUUUUACACUAAGGGUAUUUAAAAGCAAUAAGAAAUCUUGAAAAAGAUUUAUUAUAUAUGUUCUAUUUUAUACAUUCACCAAUCUGUAAUGAAAAUAUUUUAUUUAACAUCUAUGAUUUUCUCUAUUUUCUGUAAAAAUUCAGUUAUGUUUGUAACUGGACUAUGGGGCCAAUUAUAUUAGUAAGUUGUGUUUUCUUUUAAAGUUACUGUUUAUAUACUAAUUAUCUAUUAGAUUACAAAAGUGAGUUUUAUGGAGGAAAGAAAGGUUAGAGAUUUUUUAAUUUACAUACUCAGUGAUGUUUAACAAUAUAGGAUCACUAAUGUUGCUGCAGAUGUAAGAUUAUGCAAUGCACUUUAAGAAGCAUGUGUCGGUUCCACAAGUUAUCUUAAAGGUAAAUAACUAGAGACAAGACAAGACGAGAAAUGGCAGGAUUCCCUAUUGAGUGUGUUCUGUCUGACUGAAACCUUUGAGACUGUUAACCUCUGUCUUAAUAUUAUACAUAUAAUACAUAAUUUCUGUGAGAAUUUUAAAAUGAACUUUCAGAAAAUGGCUUUUUACUUAGCAAUGACUUAAUGGCGUGUGCCAUUAAGACAAUAAACAAGGUGCUACUGAUAUAAAAUGGAGUUUGCUGAAAUCAUAUGGUGCCACGAAAAUUAAUAAAUUUGAGCAAACUGCACAUCACUGACACCUUAAUAAUACUUGUGAGGACAGUUAAUUUUUUUAAUGCAACCAAGAUGCGUGGUCAGUUUUGUAUCAAUUCUAAUAGUUUCCACUUGCCUCAAUGUGUAUUUGCACCAGUUCUUUUUAUAUAUUGCAUUGUUUUCUAGUGCUUUCCAUUUCCCUGACAUGUUGAAUUCUUGUUGUCAUUAGGGACGUCCCACGCAAACCAAGGAAUCAGCAUUCACAUAGCUUCGCAUUAAUGGAAAAGAAGCUACUCUUGCAGUAGUUCAAGGGUUCUUUUUUAAAACACUGUCUUAAAUAUUAUGUGCGAUGAAAACACGUAGUAAAGGGAAGCAACAUUGGCUGCUCUUGCCCACAGAGGAAUGAAUAUUGAUUUGAAUGUUAUGAAUAUUGCUUUGUGCCUCUAACACUGUGUCUGAAAUGUGUGCCCCUGCAUUUUUCUAAUAAAAGUAAUUUGUAUGUUUCAUUUAAA